Messenger RNA from Lolium rigidum, 698 nucleotides. RefSeq names its product transcription repressor OFP13-like. The record is from RefSeq and is a predicted model, not a curated record. Bases 36 to 698 code for a protein of 220 amino acids. The transcript has a single exon. Gene Ontology annotation, biological process: negative regulation of DNA-templated transcription. NCBI's taxonomy places the organism in Eukaryota, Viridiplantae, Streptophyta, Magnoliopsida, Poales, Poaceae.
GGCCACGAUCGGUCGUGAAGUGACUAGCAGCAGCCAUGGUCAGCAAGCUCGUCCUCGCCUCCCUCUUCUUCAGCGGCAACGUGGAUGCAGCGGCAAGUCUGUCGUCUCCCUACUCUCCUCCUCCUUCCAUGUCGGGUGCGUCCUCUAGCACGGCCACCUCGUGGCAAUGGCCUUCCUGCACGCAGGCCAGGACCACGUCGUUCGGCAGGGCCGACGACGAGGUAUCAUCGACGCGCCGGGGCUGCAAGACCAGGGUGAUAACGAACCCGGCCUACUGCGACGACCACUCGGCCGAGCACUCCUUCCUGUCCGCCGCCGACUCCUCUACUUCGACCACGGCGCCGGUGGUGGCGAGCGAGGUGAUCAUCCGCGGGAUCCGGGCGUCCAGCCGUCUCUUCUUCGAGCCCGUGGCGACGAGCUCCAUCGUGAAGCCAGCUGCGGCGGCGUUCGGCGGGGCGACGGCGAUGGCCAUCGACUCGGCGGACCCGUACGACGACUUCCGGCGGUCGAUGGAGGAGAUGGUGCUGAGCCACGGCGCCGAUGGCGAGGACGACUGGGGGUGGCUGGAGGAGAUGCUGGGGUGGUACCUCAGGGCCAACGGCAAGAAUACCCACGGCCUCAUCGUCGCCGCCUUCGUCGACCUGCUCGUCGCGAUCACCUCCGGCCGGCAAGCAGAGCCAGCAGGGCUAGUUCCGUAG